Guyanagaster necrorhizus is the source of this 2631-nucleotide messenger RNA. RefSeq lists its product as uncharacterized. The transcript has 8 exons. Bases 1 to 2631 code for a protein of 876 amino acids. Gene Ontology annotation, biological process: regulation of DNA-templated transcription; DNA-templated transcription. NCBI's taxonomy places the organism in Eukaryota, Fungi, Basidiomycota, Agaricomycetes, Agaricales, Physalacriaceae. The record is from RefSeq and is a predicted model, not a curated record. Gene Ontology annotation, molecular function: DNA-binding transcription factor activity, RNA polymerase II-specific; DNA binding; zinc ion binding.
AUGGCUGACGUUAGCAGCGAGCAGUCUUCCGGGCAACGUAAAUCUCAAGCUGUCUCGUGUCAAGAGUGUCGUAGACUGAAGGCAAGCGCCCUUUCGAUUUUUUUUAUUGUGGGGCUGCCAACAUUUGCUGUUGGAUACGUCUGGCUAAUACGCCUCGCACUCAGGUGCGACCGCGUCUUUCCUUGCGCCUCUUGCAUUCGUAGGGGCUGCGCCAAUCUCUGUCCUCAUGGAACGUUGGAAAAGGGCAAACGAGGAUUUCUUCGGAGACUAGAGCAGUCACUACCGUCUGCAUCGUCGAAUAACAGCGGCAAGGACGGGGAGAGCUCGGAGGUUGCUAUGUUCGUUGCUAGGGAUGCUGCUAUGUCGAAGCGAAUACUGGAGCUCGAGGCCUUGUUAACAAACGCAGGUAUUCCUAUACCUGGCGCGCCAAUGGCCUUCUCGAAGGCGGUCAAUGCUUCUCAUAAACGACCACGCCGUUCCUCAGUAUCUGAGUUGAGCACAGACAUCUCGAGUGCGUCACCAGAUCCGCCAAAGAUACCGGGGGAAUCAUCGGACGUCGCGCUGGGGUUUGGAACAUUGACAAUCGAUGUGGAAAACAAGACGCGUUACAUUGGGCUGUCCGGAGCCUCGGCGUAUCUCAAUGAGGACUUUUGGAAGACGGGCCAGAGUCGGGUACCAAGUAGGAGAAAUUCACCGGAAGACCUAUUAUUGUCAGAUAAGAAGCCUGUAUCUAAUCAAGAUGUCUACACCUUUUCUCCAUCUGUCUUUUGUGUCGAACUUCCCCCUCCCAUAGAUAGCUCGUCGUUGCCCCCAUACCCAGAAGCACGCCGUUUAGCAGAUCUAUAUUUCGAAAAUGCAUCUUGGAUGUAUGAGAUCAUUCCAAGAGAAAUAUUCUUUACUGUCCACCUACCCCAUGUGUGGCCAACGACGGCCUCUCCUACCCAGAAACCCAUGCCUCACGACGUUUUUGCUCUUGUCGCCAUUGUUCUUGCUCUGGGUGCCUUCUUUGACCUUGAUCUCUCUUUUAAUGUAGUGAAGCAGCGUGCCGCGCAGCUUCAUUCGCUCGCUGUAGCGUGGAUAUCUGCGCAUAUACCCCAGGAUGGGGCGCUAAAAUUGGAUACAAUACCUGCAGUGCAGACCGUUCACCUGAUGGUACUGUACCAACUCAGUACAAGGGGAAGGGGGGAUGGAGAGGCGGCAUGGCAGCUUCUUGGUAUGGCUAUGAGGUCUAUACAGGCUCAGGGUUGUCACCGAGACGGAUCACGCUGGAAUUUGCCUGAACGGGACUUGGAGGAACGUAGGCGGGUGUUUUGGGAAACACACACCUACGAUCGACUGCAAUCCUUUGCUUUUGGUCGACCAUAUAGUCUGAGCGACAGUCAUCAUGAUUGCGAGAUGCCUAAAAGCUGCGACACGCCUCUUCCGUCCGAUACGUCACCAAUCGAUGCGGAGUUUUCUCAUACACGAUGGCAUCACCACAAGUUCCGCUUCGCUCUCCUCCUCGGACGCAUUGUUGAUGAAGCCUUCGCUGCAAAACAUCCAACAUACUCUGUUAUCAUGCAGCUGGAUAGAGAGAUUAAUGAUUUUUAUGUCAAACUACCCAAGUGGAUACUGUGCGAGAACGUUACGGACCCCAUAAAAGAUCUGCAGCCUGGGUUCGGGAUCGGUCAACGGGCAUCCCUGAGAAAAGACGCUCAGAUCUUCUCCCUGGCCAAUAUGAUAUUUAUAACGAAGUUGCAUCUACAUCGAGGUCCGUUUUGCAGGGCUCUGAUGCACACCCCGGGAGAGGCUCUGAAAUCGAGAUACGAAUCUAGUGUUAUCAGUUUGACCGAGGCCGCUCGUGCAAUUAUAAAUAUAUCGCGAGGAUUAUUCACACUACAUCGAAGAUUGACGUGCCGAAUGUGGUACCUUUUAUUCCACUCCUUUACCGCCACGGUCUGCCUAGCAGUUCUCGUCAUUGUGACACCCUUUCAUCCUCUUGCACCGCUGGCGUAUGACUCUGUGCAGAUGGCACUGGAACUGUUUAGUGUCGCUGAAGGAGAUAUGGCAGAGAUCGCCCGGGAACGGGUAGGGCGGUUAGCUGGAAAAGCAAAAGAUGUCCUGAAGGGCUGGCGGCAAGCAAACGGGCAUGAAACCGACGGGGGACCAAACGGAAGGUUCCCGGAAUCGAAUGUACGAGGCAAACCUGAGGAUCUGCUUGGUGCUUCGACCACAUUGAUCAGAAUGCAACCUACGGAAGGCACUACCCUAGAUCUCGGGGCCGUAGUGGACGCUCUUGGUGGACAAAGAGAAGGACAUGAAAAUGCGGACCCAUUCUUCUUUCCCCUGCAACCGGCAGAUCCGCUCCAGGUCCCAUAUGCAUCUGGAAUGAGUAGGAUUCCUUUUCCUUCCUCGAUGGAUCCAACUUGGGGAUGGAGCGAUGAGUCGUUCAUGAAUUAUCUGAAUAGUGCCCAAGCGAUUGGGAAUGAUCCAGCACUUACUCAGGACCAAUGGAUGAUGGACAUGACGGCGAGUAUUGACCUGAAUGUGGACGGGUUUGAUCUAUCGUCAUUCAUACAAAAUGGAUCUACUGCUUGGAUGGAUUUCGAUCUGAAUGUUCCUGGAUCACCUAGGACGCUGCGGACGUUGUAG